AUGUUCGACCACACGCGAACCGACGAAUUCAUAGACUUCAUUGCCGGAAUUCCAGCCAUUUUUCACCCAAAAUAUGCCGUCGAUGACGAACAAUUGGGGGAAAUUUGGCGUCACGUCGGCCAUUCGUUCAAUAUUUCCGGUUUUGUUUUGUUUUUUUAUGAGUUUUAAAUUAUUGAACUAUUGCGAAAAACUCGGGUUGAGUAUUAUUUUACUCACAGAAAAAAAAUUAAAUAUGUUUGAGAGUUGCAGAAAAAGAAGCCAAUGCACAGUGGGAGUUACUUUCAAGGAUUCAUCGUAUUAUGAACGACGAUCUACCGCCACAGGUUACGUUUAUAAACGUUUUUCAAUUAUAGAAAACUUUUGAGCGGCAGUUCUUGAAAUUUCGAGGUUAAACUCUAAUUUGUGACAAGAGACACUCCACCAAAAAAGAUUACCCAAUUACCAUAAAAAAACUUGGGAAACUGAUGAUCAUUAAAAUAGAAAACGUAAAAUUUGUUAACGAUGUCGUGAGCUGGAACAAUAUUUAUCAUCUAGACUCCAUGGGCUAGAGCUGGGAAAAAAACAAAGGAGUGGCUAAAAGAUGGACUGCUUAAAAUAUUUCAUCGAAGAUUUAUCAUACUUUUUCCAAAAAUUGAUAACCUCGUAUUGAUGUAGAAACGUCAAUAAAUGAAAUACAAAAAAGUCCACUUAUUAAAAAAUCAAAAAGCUAUAAAAAUGAAUUAUGAAAAUAAAGGUGAGUGAAGACUUUUCGCACCUUUAUUCAGAACUAUACUGACAAUAUAUCUCCCCUAGGAGAAUCUAUGAAUCUCAUUAGCGAUAAUUCAAAAAUGUCUUUUUUUUUAUCCAAUGCGGAGAAACGUAUCCACUAAUUCUCUACGGAUCAAACUUGAUGGUCUCCCAAUCACGGCUUUCUAAAAAUCAAUUCCUUUCCGGUUGCUUCAGACCUUGUAUAACUCCGCGUCAGAGUCUACUCGUGAGGGCGAAAUAAUUCCCGUUACUGGUUAAUCUACCGUAUGCAGGGGAUAAGCCUUCUAUUGAUGAUACCAUCUACUCUUCUCAACAAAAAACUUGACUAGCUUUUUCGUUAAUCAGAAUUUACUUCCUUUCUCCGUAGCCUUUCACCAAUCUACACUCUAAUGCCAAUACUUCCAGGCAUUCUACUCUACGACGACUUCGACGGGUUCGGAAUGGCUAGAAGCGGAGCAAGCCCUCGCCGCCGCCCUCAGCCCGUUCUACCGACUCCGGCUGGACUUUCUCCUCACGGAUGUUUGCAAACAAGCGCGACGGCGCGUUACACAGCGUCCUUGAUUUAUGACUCAGUUUCUGCAUGCAACUGUUGUUGUUUAGAUUCGUGUACAUUUUAUACAUCUAUCCAUCUUGGAAAUAUUCGCACUAUUCACUGAUAAAUGAUUAAAGCUGGAAGCAUGUGAUGUGUGUAACAGCACCUGAUCUGAUUGUAUUGGGACCAAGAACCAUCUUUGGGAUUUCGGAAGUCCUGUGGAAGCGGCCCUAUCGCAAACGACAUAAAAUAACUUUUUUUCUUUCAAUAAGUCAAUUUACUGAUAGAAAAGAUGAACAUCCUAAAUUGAGUCUGAAAAAACGGCUGAGAACAGAAAAAAUGUCCAUUUUAACACUUUAUCAGAAAAAUUUCAGUGUAUACAGUUGAUUUUUUUUCCCUUAUUUUUCCGUAAACAUGAUUCAAUGAAUACUUCAAAAAAAUCAAGAAAAGUUUUUAAAGAAGAAGUAUGUCAUUGAAAAAAAUGAAAAAAACUUCAAUAGAAACAAAUUAAAGAAGUAUCGAAAAGUUUAAAACUAGAUAUUGAAAUACCAAAAAGAUACAAAAAUUACUUUUCUUUUGAUUUACGCCACGAAGGAAAACUUUUUGUUCCCUUCCUUAUCAUUUAGAGGCUUCCAGAAAGAGUUCAAAAUCUUCGAUUAGAACUUCGCAAAGAAGGACAAAAUGAUGGACCAUUCUCUCAACUUUUUGACUAUAUGUCUAUUGAUUGGUCAACGAAAAAAAAAAACCUUGAACCCAGUCUACUGAACUACACAGGUGACUCAUCCAGAAAAAUAUCUUGAUUGAUUGCGUUGAACACUUGAAGCAACCAUGAAAGCUCAAAAGUCAAUCAUCAAACGGCAGGAUUCCUUCUUGUUUAGUGCGAGAUGCAGUGCUCGGAACAGCCGCGUCGCAUCCACCAGUGCUGCUAUUAAAAGUCUGUGUUCGUCAAGCAGUUAGGCAUGGCUUCAAGGCGCGUGAUGCACCUCCACGCCGAGGCGCCGCCCACUUUCAAUCCAACCAAGACCGUUUAAAUAGUCGGCAGCCGAGACCGGCCCUUCAAUUGACCUUAUGUUUUUUUUUCUUUUUGACUAUUGACAAGUUUACACUGCAUUCUGUCCGGUCCGCUCCAUGCCAUUUCUUUUUCAGAACCAACAGAAAAUGAAGGCCGUCAUCGGACUGGUAGCCAUCGUUGCCCUGUGCGUUCUGGAGACGUCGGCGACUCUUCAGAACGUCACUGUCAGAGGCAUUGCCGUCUGCAACAAGCGACGACUGGCCAACGCUCAGGUUCAGCUCUACGAUCGCGAUACUCGUAAGCUACGAAUGUUCGUUCCUUAGAACUUGAUCAUUCUUACAGUUGAUCCCAACGAUCUGCUUGCUGAGGUCCACACCAACCGCGAAGGCGAGUUCGAGCUGUUCGGUAGCGAAGACGAGGUUCGUUUUUUUUUUUUCUGGCGUUUCUGAGCGCAAGAUUCAAUUUAACCUUCCGAAGACACGCUUCUCAAGCUUUUCUAAUAGAAGGAAGCAUUUCAAACAAGAAUAGAAACUCGGAAAGAAAACCCAAACUUAGGGAAAUUAUUCUCUAGUUUCAAGAUCUUCAGUUCUUUAUUUAUCCCCCGGAAUAUUUGCUAGUUUCAAGCUUAUUCAAGUAAAAACCUUCAAAAUUUAAUUUAAUUACGAAAAAGUGUUUAAAAAAAGAAAAAAAAGUUGCCUUUUUUCGGAGAAAAAAAAUCGUUUUGCAGAUCGGUUCGAUUGAGCCCUUCAUCCGGAUCACGCACAACUGCAACGCCAAGCCGGGUUGCUCUCGCCGCGACGACUACGACGUCCCGAAGGAGAAGAUCGGAGACGUCUACGACAUGACCUACGUCACCCUCGACAUCAUCGUUCACGGAGAAAAGGAAAUCUGCUAG
This is a messenger RNA of Caenorhabditis auriculariae, 3186 nucleotides long. NCBI's taxonomy places the organism in Eukaryota, Metazoa, Nematoda, Chromadorea, Rhabditida, Rhabditidae. The record is from the annotation of a GenBank genome assembly.